Impatiens glandulifera is the source of this 366-nucleotide messenger RNA. RefSeq names its product glutathione S-transferase T3-like. The transcript has a single exon. The record is from RefSeq and is a predicted model, not a curated record. The coding region runs from base 1 to 366 and encodes 121 amino acids. NCBI's taxonomy places the organism in Eukaryota, Viridiplantae, Streptophyta, Magnoliopsida, Ericales, Balsaminaceae.
AUGGCGGGAGGAGUAGAUAAUAAAGUGUAUAAUGAAACAUUUCAAUCUCAAACUAGUGGUGGUGAUUAUGAUCAGUUUAUGUCAAAUUAUGAGUUCAAUGAGCUGCAAACUCAAGAUCAAUACAAAAAGGCUCGAAGUAAGAACUUCUCUCUAGAAGAGGACCUUCUAUUGGUUUCUGCUUGGCUUAACACAAGUAUUGAUCCAAUUCAUGGAACGGAUCAAACCAAUAGUCAAUACUGGAGCAAGGUAGGAGCAUAUUACAAGAAAGUCAUAAAAAAGAAUAAGUAUGGGCAACGAAUAGAUAAAUCUCUCACAAAUAGAUGGAGCACAAUCCAGCAAGUUGUAAACAAGUUUUGCGGCUAUUAA